Molecule: messenger RNA, 2710 nt
Organism: Priapulus caudatus
Lineage: Eukaryota; Metazoa; Priapulida; Priapulimorpha; Priapulimorphida; Priapulidae
Product: protein HYPER-SENSITIVITY-RELATED 4-like
Exons: 4
Coding region: 185-1636 (483 amino acids)
Molecular function (GO): ATP binding; ATP hydrolysis activity
Source: RefSeq, a predicted model, not a curated record
UGAGAGACAGAGUCACACUUCCUUCUUCAUCGCUGGCCUAGCCUGUGUCUACAUUCGUGCCGGUACUACUACUACUACUGCUACCACGACUAGCUACUAACUACCCUAUUCAGAAUCUCCGUGACCCGGGGAUACAUACCUCCCCGCAGCGCACGCUCCCGCGUGACACGACUGACCCGCAGCCAUGGACAUGGGCCACGCGGUGGAGACACUGAAGAACUCCUUCCUCUUCCAGUUCAGGACGGGCAACGUCGUCGUGGAUACGAUCAUCACUGCAGCCAUCGUCUGCUUCACCACCUACCUGCUCACGCUGCCCAGCCACCUGGGGUGGUUGCCUGAGGCGUGGCGGCGUCUGCGGCUGCGCAACCGCCACCAGCUGACGAUCGAGGGACGUAAGAUCACCCAGGGACCGUACCACUCGCGGCUCUUCUACUCGACCACGUUCCUCGCUCUGCUGCACGACAUCAAGUCGAUGCGAGCGGCGGCGGCCGGCGUCACCGAGAUGUUGGAGAUCGAUGUCGACGCGGAGCAGGUGGCAACGGGCUUCCUCGUUAGUCAGCAGCAUCCGUUCACGCUCGCGCCGCACCUGCACGCGGAGGUGCUCGUCAGCCGCAGCAGCGAGGACGACAGCAGCAGCACGAAGCUCGUGGACAGCUUCAAGAUCCGUCUGUUCUCGUCUGUGUUGACGGUCGACGACCUGGUGGCGUAUGUGGACACGCGCGUGAGAGUCUACCGCGCUCACCUGCAGCGAGACAUCGAGCAGAAGCAGCGCUACCUCGUCUACCGGCCGCCGAACGUCGGCACCUCCGACGACAGUGAGUCCGACCGAUGCGCAGAGUAUGACGAGUUCCCCUUCGAGACGAUGCGGUCGUUCGACAACGUCUUCUUCGAGGGGAAGGAGGAGCUUGCGGCGCGCGUCGACUUCUUCGAGACGCAGCGUGACUGGUACCGGCGUCGUGGCGUGCCACACGCGCUCGGGCUGCUGUUCCACGGUGAGCCCGGGUGCGGCAAGACGAGCACGAUCAAGGCCCUCGCCGCGCGCACGCGCCGUCACGUCGUGUCCAUCUCACUCGCCCGCGUGCGCUCUGCCGAGCAGAUCGCCGCGACGUACCCAUCUCAACGCCGCCUCUACUACGUGCGUCGAGGAGAUCGAUGCUGCCGCCGUCUCCCACGUCGUGGUGAUCGUCGCCGCGGCAACGACGACGACUGCUCGCCGGCUGACAGCGGGGUCGUUGCCGGGGCGCCGGACGCGACGCAGGCGCUGCUCGGCAUCCUGCAGGUGCCCCGGGUAACGACGGAGAAGCUGACACUGUCGUCGCUGCUGGAGGUGUUGGACGGGGUGAUGGAGACGGACGGCCGCAUGAUGGUCAUCACGACCAACUACCCCGAGCGGUUGGACGCGGCGCUGGUGCGGCCAGGACGCGUGGACAUGAGGAUAUGCUUCGGCCGCUGCACCCUGCGCGCGACGCGCGACAUGUACGAGAACUACUUCGAGGAAGAGGUUCCGGCGGAGUACGAGGGAAGGAUCCCGGACGGGAAGUGGACGCCGGCGGAGGUGGCUCAGGUGUUCAUGAACAACGUGCGAGAACCGCGCAAGGCCAUGGACGUUCUCAUAGAGGGGGAGCCACAGAUAUGAGGGAGGCAAGAUGUGAGAGAGGCAAGCUGUGAGAGAGGCAAGAUGUGAGAGCUAGGCAAGAUGUGAGAGCUAGGCAAGAUGUGAGAGCUAGGCAAGAUGUGAGAGCUAGGCAAGAUGUGAGAGAGGCAAGAUGUGAGAGCUCGGCAAGAUGUGAGAGAGGCAAGAUGUGGGAGCUAGGCAAGAUGUGAGAGAGGCAAGAUGUGAGAGCUAGGCAAGAUGUGAGAGAGGCAAGAUGUGAGAGGCAAGAUGUGAGAGAGGCAAGAUGUGAGAGCUAGGCAAGAUGUGAGGGAGGCAAGAUGUGAGAGCUAGGCAAGAUGUGAGAGCUAGGCAAGAUGUGAGAGAGGCAAGAUGUGAGAGAGACAAGAUGUGAGAGGCAAGAUGUGAGAGCUAGGGCCAUCCUUAAAAAAUUAUGUUUGCUGUCCUCCGACCGACCCACGGAAAUAGCCGCGACCCAAAAGUUUUUUUUGACAUUUUGGGUUCCAUUUUUUUGGUUCCAUUUUUGGGUUCCAAGAUGUGAGAGGGAGGCAAGAUGGCAUUUCACACAUGUGUAGCUAUCUAGCUGUGUGUGCAGUGUUUGGAGAAAAAUGAAUGUUACAGGUAGAAUUGCACGGGUUUAAUUAAUUUUUAAUAAUUUUUUUGACGAAAUUUAUCUGCACUGAUUGUAAAUACUAGUAUAUGUGAUAUGUAUGGCAUAUCAGUGAUACUUCUGAUAAAUUUUUUACAGAUAUAUCGUCUACGGUGUAAAUGGUAGGAUGUUGUAUUUCAGGAGUGUGUCCAUUCAGUGACAUUAAGAUGGUUACGUGUAAUUGAUAGUAAGGCAGAUAAGGUCUAUGUCCCCCAGGGUACUGCCGGAACGUACCCUGGGUACCGUCCGGUGUACCGGAACGUACCCUGGUAACUAUCUGAUAUGGUUAGGGUUAGGGUUACAUGAUGCUCUUGAAUUCAGUUAUUCAUAAAAUGCCUGUGUGUUGUUUAUUUGUUUAGCUGAUGUUGUUGUAGUCACAAGAAUAAUUGUACUUAAAUGUGUGUUAUUUUUAUACGUGUACCUAUUAAAGUUUGAGUUAUAAUAAUAAA